Cucumis sativus (cucumber) is the source of this 1591-nucleotide messenger RNA. RefSeq names its product heat stress transcription factor B-4. Gene Ontology annotation, biological process: regulation of transcription by RNA polymerase II. Lineage: Eukaryota; Viridiplantae; Streptophyta; Magnoliopsida; Cucurbitales; Cucurbitaceae. Gene Ontology annotation, molecular function: DNA-binding transcription factor activity; RNA polymerase II cis-regulatory region sequence-specific DNA binding. The record is from RefSeq and is a predicted model, not a curated record. The coding region runs from base 198 to 1322 and encodes 374 amino acids. The transcript has 2 exons. Gene Ontology annotation, cellular component: nucleus.
GAGAUUACAGUUAGAGAUUUCCACAAUAACGUCACAUCCUUUUUCUCUUCUAUGUGUUACCAAAAUUCAUUUAUUUUAUUCCACACACUCAGUCCCUCUCAUUCCUUAACUUUUGUUUUUGUUUCUUAGAAGAAAUUGCAAAAGUUAGAGUUUCCAUUCCAACUUCUUUCUUCUUCUUCUUCUUCCUUCAUCAAACUAUGUCUGUAAUGCUUGACAAUUGUGAAGGCAUCUUACUUUCUUUGGACUCUCACAAGUCUGUACCUGCCCCUUUCCUCUCCAAAACCUAUCAAUUAGUCGACGACCCCUCCACCGAUCACAUUGUCUCCUGGGGCGAAGACGACACCACUUUCGUAGUCUGGCGUCCUCCCGAGUUCGCUCGCGAUCUCCUUCCUAACUACUUCAAACACAACAACUUCUCUAGCUUCGUUCGUCAGCUCAACACCUACGGUUUUAGAAAGAUUGUGCCAGACAGAUGGGAGUUUGCAAAUGAGUUCUUCAGAAAAGGAGAAAAACAUUUGUUAUGCGAGAUUCAUAGACGAAAAACUGCUCAGCCACAACUGCCUUACACCCAUCACCAUCUUGGAAACAUUAACGGUCCUAGUUUUUUCCCAUUUUCGACACGAGUUAGCAUCUCGCCGUCCGAUUCAGAUGAGCAAAUCAAUUGGUGCGACUCACCGCCAGUGCCACCGAGGGCUACGGGGACAGGUGGAUAUUCGGUUAUGGGAAGUGGAAUUAUUAGUAACAAUAGUAGUACGAGUAAUUACAAUAUGAUGAGUUCGGUGACAGCUUUGUCUGAGGAUAAUGAGAGGUUAAGAAGGAAUAACUCUAUGCUGAUUUCGGAGCUUAGUCAUAUGAGGAAACUUUAUAAUGAUAUUAUCUAUUUUGUUCAAAACCAUGUGAAGCCUGUUUCUCCUAGCAAUUCUUUCCCUUCUUUACUUCUCUCUCAUCAUCCUUCUACUACUAAUUCCCAAAAACCCCUUAAUCAUUUUCUUGGGAUCUCUCCUCCUAAUACUACUUCAACUACUACAAAUCACUUUUCCGUUCCUGGUACUAUUGUUACAACUCACUUUGUGAGCUCUCCAACUGCAACGUCUAAGAGUGCAGUUACGGAGCUUGACGUUGGAGAAGCUGAUAACAAUAGUUGCAAAACCAAGCUGUUCGGAGUGGCGAUUUCAUCAUCUAAAAAGAGGAUGCAUCCUGAUACUACUACUAAUUAUGUUUCUAUUUGUUCCAAUGUCUCAGAUACCAACAAGAAUUCUCGCUUGAUCUUGGAAAAAGGUGACAAUUUGGGGCUCAAUCUUAUGCCUCCUUCCACCUCCUAGUUGUUCCUCAUCCUAUCCAAUACUCUCUUUUUUAUCUUUCUUCAAUUCUCUCUUAAGAUUAUUCAAUUUUUUAUUAUCUUUUUUUAUUAUUCCCUUUCUUUUUUGUUAUUUUUGAGCGGAUCAUAUCGGUUCGAUUUGAGAACUGUUGGAGUAUUUCGUGUGGGGGAACUUGUGAAUGGUGUAUGUGAUUAUCUUGUACAUCUCAAUCUUUGUUAUUCUAAUGCUCACGAAAGAUAAUUAAUUAAAUUUGUGGGUGGGUUUUUUCAGUA